AUGGAAGUGGAACCACCAGUCGAGUCACCAUGGCCGAUAACACGAGUCCCACCUUCUUCUCCUGCACCUUCUGGAUAUCUUUACGGAGAUUAUAAAAGUGAUUUCCUGCCUUCUGGUUCCUUGGAAAUACCUGAACCAACUGCCAGACCAACAGAGAUACAAGGGGUAGAGGUCAAACCAGCACCAAAGAAAAAGGUCAUUCAAGUAAAGGUUGAUACAAAGGUGGAGGACGAAGAGGAAGACAAAACGGAUUUCGAGGUACCAAUAUUGUCGAGGGCGGAUUAUAAGGUGUAUGAGAGAGUACAGAGAAGGAAGGAACAGGAGUAUGCAAAAAUGUUAGAAAUGACAACAAAACUUGAGAAAAGUGCCAGGAGGAAGCCUGCCCCUGAAGAAAAAAGGUGGGAGCCGAGACCUGUGAAGACAAAGGUUUCAAAGGAAGUACUAUUGAAAGAGGAAGAGGUAAGAAAAGAUGCUGAUCCUAAACGUCUCGAGAAAUCAGACAGGAAUCCAAGAACCAGCGAUGCUGAGUGUGCCGAACCUUGGCCGUGGCCUAGGCCUGAGCAGAUGAUUAAACUGUCUGUCAGAAAGGAGAGGGUUUUGUCAGAAAGGGCUGAAGAGAGAAACCGUAAUCCACUAGAUCGCAUCAGUAAGGGGUUUCAGGUUAGCCAUGUCGGGUCAAACACAGAUCUUGCAGGUCAGAUGAGAAGUGACAAGGUACCAAUGAAGGUAGAGAAGGCCAUUGACUUUGAUGUGGCUGUAAAAGGUACAGGUGACUGUGAAGGUAUGCCUCUACGGGAUGGUGGAGGGAUUACAGCACGUGCUAUCUGGGAAGAGGCUUGCCAUGCAGCCACCAAGAAAAUAGGACCUAAAGAUGAUCCGACUCUAGAGGGUGAGGGGGGAAAUGUGUUUGACUUCAAGAAAUACUACACACCAUUCCGGAUUUCUACGGCUGGGGGAUCUUUUAGUCGAUAUCUUGCAAGCUUGGGAAGGAGGAUAAACAGUGUUUCUGAACAACCUGGUAAAAAGGUCACGGUUGUCGGGCUUGAAUCGAAUAAGAAGGGAAAGCUUCUUGAUCCGAAUGCCAAGCGGGAAACCAAAACAAGUCCGAAGAAAUGGGGUUUUGCAAAGAUGGCCGUCAUGGGUAGGCAGCCUGAAGCGGUAAAGACUGCACUGAAGGCUAAGGAGAAAACUAGCUCUACUCAUGUCUUAGUAAAGGGAAAAACAGUCCCAGUAGUGGAAAUACUGAAGCAGACAUUGUUGGUCAGGGUGCCUGUUGGUGAAUCUUUAGUGGAAUGCAUUGAAGGCCAGGAGGCCGAAAUACAUGAACUUGAAAUCUCAAGGGGGAAGCGCCUCUGGAACAAACUAAAAAAUGCUCAUAAUUUAGCGAAAGAUUUCGUUCGGAUGAAAUCAAAUAGCGAGGCAGAGGACACGAAAACUUCUGUAUGUGGGAAUGGUCAGUGCAAUAUAGAACAGAUACAGAGAUGGAGUAGUGCUGUAGUUUUGGCUGAUGGGGGUAUCCUGGAGGUUUCUAGUGAUGAGGAUGAUGUAAGUUUCUGCAGGAAACGGCCACGACAAUCGCGGCAUGGGAGCACGGGAACAUUGAAUUUCAAAGCUGCUGCACGUGCAAUUAUGCUGAUGAGUCGGUCACCGCAUAGGUCACUCAAGAAUCCAGGCAAUCUGUUGAAACAAGGAGAGAAUGGUGUAGUUGCUGAGACAAGGAAUCCUGUCCCAUAUCUUAGCUUUGUUCAAAAUGUUUCUCUCACGGAUAGAGGAGCCAGGACAGAAACGGAAGUCAUAGAACGUGAUGUCAUAGAGCAUGCUGGUCCAUGCGGACGCUUCGUUUCCCAUAUGCACAUGAGGAAUGUUAGUUUAGGCCCUGUGAGGCGGAAAGUAAAGACUGUGAAAGCCAAGAAGCCCCAACCACCUAAAGUCAGUGAUCCACAUAAAGACAGACCGAGAGUAAGAGUAUCAUAUCCGCCGUGGCCCCCCAAGAGGUCAAAAGCCAAAAGAGUUGUCAUUCCCUCCAGCUCAGAUACCACUCAGCAGCCAGCUCCCCCUCCUCCAACACCCCCCAGGUCAGCUUCCGCAGAACUCCCUCUCCAGCUGCCAUUCAGAGAACCUUCACCUGAUCCUGAUGAAGACAUGGGUUACAGAUCAGGUGAACAGGAAGAAGAAGCUGUUGACAAAGGACUCUAUGACUUGGGUCCAUAUGUCUCCACUGAAAGAGUGGAUGCUGCGUUUGUCCAGGAAAUGAGGAAUGUCGCUGUCAAGCAGAAGCCUGCAGUCUCUUACAGCAUGUGUGAACCACCAAAAGGUGGUGGUAUUGCAAAAAGAGGUCGCAACCCCAGAACAUUACCACCACUAGAGAGUUCUAGAAAACCUGAGGUCACCAAAUCUAAAAAACGUGGCGGCGAAAAACAAAAAAAGGUGACAGUUACGAAGAAAAUGGAUGAUGUAAUUGUGCAAAUACCUCAAGAAAGUGCUUCUCACAGAAAGAAAGCGGGCGACGAUGAGCUUCUUGAAGCACCACUGCUUCCUACCGUCAAACUUGAUGAUGCCAUGAAGCAAGGUUUAACAGUCAAGCGCGAUACUGAAGGGAGCUUGCAAGAGCAGGGACAAGUUGAGUUGGCAGAGAAAAAGAAGAAGAAAGCCAGGACGUGGACUAAAGGAACUUCAAAGAAAGGAAAUUUAAAGGAUAAUACUAAACAAGGACAAUUGAAAAAGCGCCCAAACCAAACGACGAAAAUUAGAAAGAAAGGAGAGCAGGAGGACAGCGUUUUAAAAGCUGUGGAUUUGGACCUGAAUCUUGCUGAUGCAGCUUCUAGCGAUUCAAAGGAAUACGCAUCAACUGAUGUGACUGAUAACUGCCGUCUAAAGUUGCAGAAUCCUGUUGUGGACAAGGAUCCGCCUGGUGACCAGGACACAAAGAAGCCCAAAAAGCCAAGGGCACCAGUAGUAAAGAAAACCAAGGUUGUGAAAGCAAAGGCUAUUCCUGUUGAGGAGCCACCAAAAAGUUUGACACCACAGUUUGAGCAGAGGAAGAAAGUCUCAUGGAUUUUUGAUGAUGAAGACUUCUCAAGCGAAGGUGAAAAUGCUGCCAUGUUAAAACUAAAGGAGGUACAUGCACCAAUUCUCCCAGAUGCCCCCGUAUUUGAUUCUGACGAGGACAAGGACAACGAAUCUGAAAUAAUGGAAAAACUACCAGACGAACCCAAGGUACCUACGCCACCCCCAAAGACCCCUACACCACCACGAACUCCAUCCCCGACGCAGAAAGAGGAUGAAGAUGAUGAAGCGUACAAGAAACGAUGGGGGCCAAGGGUUAGAGACACAUCAUUGGAGGAUGAGCGUGAACGCCAAAGAAUAGCUGAAGAGAGGCGACGAAAGGCUGCAUUGUUGUUUGAGAGAUUAAGGGGGAAGAAAUACAAGGAUGGUGAGGAAGAUCAGGAUGAUGAUGAUGAUGAAGGAAUCAACUUUGAUGAAUAUGAUUUCUUAGCAAAAUAUUGCAUUUUCAAUAAGGGAAACCUAGAGAUGUACAAGAAAACCUUUGAUGUAGUUGAUGAGGAUGAUGAUGGUAUGUUGGACUUUGAGGAGACCCUAAUGGGCUUGAAAGGCAUCAACAGAGGUCUCUCUGAUUCUGAACAGGAAUACAUUUACAGAGUGUUGGAACAUGUUGGCUAUAAGAUUACAGAUGGUGCUGACCUAAAGUUGUUUUCUGUCGUCUGUGCCCUUUCUCAGAAAAUCAAUGCACUAGAUUCAUGGAUGAGAAAUCUCAUUGGCAGAAUUGAUUUCAAAAUGUUGGACAUGAAAAUGUUCAUGUGUAAGACGUUAUGGGAGUGUAACGUAGACCCAGAAACCAACACCAUUCCAAUAGAUCAACUGUGCGUUGAACUUCGAGCAGGUGGGGUGAGCAUUCAACAUGAACGACAAGUCCGGGAAAAAUUACAACACCUGCACGCACUAGACUUAUUGGACUUUUUAACUUAUAUUCCUUUAUUUAUCAUGAUACAUACGUCUGUAGUGGAUAAUCCUUUAGAUGACACAAGGGACAAGUGAGAUGGAGGAAUCAAAAAAUUUAAUUUCUGAUUCUCUGAGCUGGUAGAGAGAGUGGCCUUGACACAUAAGCAUGCGGUCAGAAAUAUAUGGUGCACCUAGGUCUGUCUGCUAGGGUUAAUACUGUAACUUCUGACCAUAUCGAUAGGCAUAUCCAGGUUGUCUCGUGUGAUGAGACUCAUUUGAGAGAAAAUUGAUGAAUUUUUGAACUUCUGGCAAUCCUUGCUACCCACAACUAUGACUUGCAUAGUCUUCAGAUUGAUUUGAAAACAACAAAUACGAUUACGAGGCACCGCAAUAGUAUUCCGCGACGUUACUAUUUAUAGCUCACAAGGUCAUUUGAAUAAGAUAUUCAUGACGUUUUAGUCACGUGACAGUCGGACAUCGACACUUAUUUCUACGCAUUUGAGCUUAUUUCAAAGUCAAUUAUCUUUGACCCUGCAUUGUUUUUAGCAUGAAUGAUACCAUAGAGUGAGAGAGAGAAAUAUUCAGAACAAUUAUGUAGUAUUUCCAACACUCGGACAUCUGCCAGAUUGAAUCUAACUGCCCUAGUUAGAAAGCCUGAAUCCAUUACGAAGCCGCAUGUUUGUCCGACAUUGCCUGUAAUUCAGCGAUGGGGAAAUAGAGGGCAGCAGCUGCAGUGACGUCAUCUUCGCGGAAUGCUAUUUCUACAGUUCCCUUGUUCCCAGUUGGCCUGUUGAAGUGUCAUGUAGAAUCUUUCUUGAAAUGCUUUGAAUGUUAGGUAGUGGUUAGUAUCACUAAGAUGUCUGUGAUUAUCAUUGUUCAAGUUCAGUUGUUGGUGCUAACGUUAAAUUCAUUUUAAAGCACCUUCGCACUGUCAAAAUAAUCUGUACAUGUAGGAUUAUAUAUCUGCCUUAAAAAUGGUGGCACUUGAUUAAACAAGCCCUCUAUUCCUUUUCUGAGAAUGUUUUUUUGGGGGGGGAAAAAGGCUUUCGUUUUUUUAUUAACUCGUAAAAGUGUUGAUCACCAUACGAUGUAUACGUUGUAUGUUAAACUUUCAUGAUAAACAGUUCAUAUGAUAAACAAAUAAAAUGCAUUAAUUCA
Lineus longissimus is the source of this 5118-nucleotide messenger RNA. RefSeq lists its product as uncharacterized. The transcript is spliced from 20 exons. Gene Ontology annotation, molecular function: calcium ion binding. The record is from RefSeq and is a predicted model, not a curated record. Lineage: Eukaryota; Metazoa; Nemertea; Pilidiophora; Heteronemertea; Lineidae. The coding region runs from base 1 to 4056 and encodes 1351 amino acids.